AUGAGUAUCGCCAGGCAGGUUGUUGGUUUCGAAUGCUGCGAGGCGGCUCGACACCACCAUCGUCAGCACCGUCAUGCAAUGCAGCUUUCACCGAGAUCCGCUGGGACCUCGGGAGUUGACAGUCGCAAGCACGUGCGAAAUAGAAAGUUGACUGACACGCGGUGCAGGCCAAGCGUGAUAUAG
Colletotrichum destructivum is the source of this 183-nucleotide messenger RNA. RefSeq lists its product as uncharacterized. The transcript has a single exon. NCBI's taxonomy places the organism in Eukaryota, Fungi, Ascomycota, Sordariomycetes, Glomerellales, Glomerellaceae. The record is from RefSeq and is a predicted model, not a curated record. Bases 1 to 183 code for a protein of 60 amino acids.